GCCGUGCCGAGCCGGGCUGUGCCGAGCCGGGGAGGGAGCGAAGCGGGGCCCGAGGCAGGCCGAGCCGAGCCGCCAUGGCCCUGGAGCUGCCGCUGGCCGAGCCGCCGUGGCCGCAGAGCCUGUCUCCGCUGAAGGAGGUUGAUGACUUGCUGCGGUGUGGGAUAUGCUUCGACUACUUCAGCAUUGCCAUGAUCAUCCCCCAGUGCUCGCACAACUACUGCUCCCUCUGCAUUCGCAAGUUCCUGUCCUACAAGACCCAGUGCCCAACCUGCUCUGUGGCAACCUCAGAAUCUGACCUGAAAAAUAACCGGACCUUAGAUGAGCUGGUGAAGAGCUUUCAGUCUGCAAGGCAGCAGCUGGUGCAGCUGCUCUCGGGGUCCUCCCUGCUCCCAUCUCUGCUGGCCUGCAGCAGGCCUUCAGCUGGCAGCAGCCACGUGGAGAGUGCUGGUGCAGAGGUGCCAGCGGUUGCCAGCAUUGUGAAGAAGGAAGAAGUCUGCACCCCACCAAAGGCAGGGGGCCUGGCGGCAGCACAGCACCAGGGUCUGCAGCCUGAGGGACAGCCCAAGCUCCACAGCAGCUCUGCAGAGCUCCGCGCUAAAGCCAGCCAGGAGGCAGCACCAGGGAGCCCUGAGGGCAGCAAAGGCCACGAGAAGCCUUCCACGUCUGCGGUGAAGGCAGCCAAGAAAGUGGAGUGUCCUGUCUGCGAGGUGGCUGUUCCUGAGCAGUACAUAAACCAGCACCUGGACAGCUGCCUGACCAGAGACGAGAAGAAGGACAGCCUCAGGAGCUCUGGGCACAAGAGGAAGCCCCUGGCCAAGGUUGUGUACAACCUGCUGUCUGAGCGGGACCUGAAGAGGAAGCUGAAGGCGCAGGGGCUGUCCGCCCGCGGCAGCAGGCAGCAGCUCAUCAGGAGGCACCAGGAGUUCACACACAUGUACAACGCCCAGUGUGACUCCCUGCACCCCAAACCAGUUGCAGAGAUCGUCCGGGAGCUGGAGAAGAAUGAGAAGAUCAGGCUGCAGCUGGAGCUGAGCAAACCCACUGACAAUAGCUUGACCUUCACCAAGGACCAGACAGAGGAGGAGAUCGAUGAGAUCCACUCUGGCUAUCGGAGCAAGCACAGGAAGGAGUUCCAGCUCCUGGUGGAUCAGGUCAGUAAGCGGUGGAAGAGAGGUGGCAAGAGGACAGCAGAGAGUGCCCUGGACACAGCAGAGAGAGCUCCAGGCAAAGAAGAUGCUGCCAGAGAGCUGCCAGCAGGCACAGGACACAGGGAAGAGCAUCAGGCAGCUGCUGGCCCUGGAAAGGCCCAGACCCUCCAGAGAGAAACUCCUGAUGGCAGAAGUGAGCCAUGCUCCCUGGAGGAGGUGCAGAGGUCAGCCUCUCCCGAGCUCUCACCCUCCUCUGGUUCAACAAGCAGCUCCUCCUCAGACAUUCUGAGAGACCCACAAGAGCCUGAGACAUGUUCAGCCUGCACUGACAGCAGCAGCUUCCUGGCUCUGGGAGGUAACAAGAGAAAGUCUCAUCAAUCCCACACGCCGAAGAGCAAGAGGAAGAAGAGCUAAAGCUGUGCUGGUGCCAGGCCCCAAGCCCUGCCAGAGGCUCUGCCAGCUUCCAGUGGAUCUGGGCACCUCAUAGCCUGCUGCACUUCCAUGUACCUGCCACCCAAACUGCCUUAAAAUCCCCUGGUUGGUGUGCUGCCAUGGCCCCCCUGCCCUGAGCUGGCACAUGGGGUGCUGGGGUCCUGCUGCAGCCUGGGCUGGCUCUGCUCUGCAGCGUCCAGCUGCACUGCUGUGCUGUGCCCUUGCUAGUGAAGGGCACUGGGCCACUGUUCCUGCUUCCAUCCCAGGAAGCAGCCACUGACCUGGGCAGAUGCUGGUGCUGCAGAUCCCUGGAUCAGCCCGGGGAGAGGCAGGGAGGGAGCCGAGGGCUGGGGUGAGCUUUGCUCUGCAGCAGGCUGCUUCCUCCGGGGUCCUGUCUGGGUGACACUGCCCCAGGGCACAGCCAUGGCUGCUGAGGGUGCUUGGGCCUGAAGGGUUCUGGCUCUGGAAGGUCCUGGCUGCCCUGGGGAGAUCUGUCAUGAAAUAAAGCAGUGGCACAAAGCGAAA
Molecule: messenger RNA, 2105 nt
Organism: Pogoniulus pusillus (Red-fronted tinkerbird)
Lineage: Eukaryota; Metazoa; Chordata; Aves; Piciformes; Lybiidae
Gene: RAD18
Product: RAD18 E3 ubiquitin protein ligase
Exons: 13
Coding region: 75-1562 (495 amino acids)
Biological process (GO): DNA damage tolerance; protein monoubiquitination
Cellular component (GO): Rad6-Rad18 complex; nucleus
Molecular function (GO): ubiquitin protein ligase activity; single-stranded DNA binding
Source: RefSeq, a predicted model, not a curated record